CUCCGGCCGCCUCUGCCGCCGAGAGUAGGAAGCGCGAGCGCCGGGCGCCGGGCUGUCAGUGAGCGUGGGGCCAGCGAGCGAGCGAGCGAGCGAGCGAGCGGCUCCGGCUCCCGCUCCGGCCCGGCUCUCCCCGCCUCCUCCGCCGCGCCUCCUCGCAGCGCCCCCGGCCCGCGUCCCCGCCGCCCCUCCCCCGCUCGCCCCCGCCCACCCGGCCCUCCCCGGCUGCUGCUCCCCGGCGGAGGCAAGAGGUGGUUGGGGGGACCAUGGCUGACGUUUUCCCGGCCAACGACUCCACGGCGUCUCAGGACGUGGCCAACCGCUUCGCCCGCAAAGGGGCGCUGAGACAGAAGAACGUGCACGAAGUGAAGGACCACAAAUUCAUCGCCCGCUUCUUCAAGCAGCCCACCUUCUGCAGCCACUGCACCGACUUCAUCUGGGGUUUUGGGAAACAAGGCUUCCAGUGCCAAGUUUGCUGCUUUGUGGUUCAUAAGAGGUGCCAUGAAUUUGUUACUUUUUCUUGUCCGGGUGCGGACAAGGGACCUGACACUGAUGACCCCAGGAGCAAGCACAAGUUUAAAAUCCACACGUAUGGAAGCCCCACCUUCUGUGAUCACUGUGGGUCCUUGCUGUACGGACUUAUCCAUCAAGGGAUGAAAUGUGACACCUGUGAUAUGAACGUGCACAAGCAAUGUGUGAUAAACGUCCCCAGCCUCUGCGGGAUGGACCACACAGAGAAGAGAGGGCGGAUCUACCUGAAGGCUGAGGUCACCGAUGAAAAGCUCCGUGUCAUAGUACGAGAUGCAAAAAAUCUAAUUCCUAUGGAUCCAAAUGGGCUUUCAGAUCCUUACGUGAAGCUGAAACUUAUUCCUGAUCCCAAGAAUGAAAGCAAACAGAAAACCAAAACCAUCCGCUCCACGCUAAACCCCCAGUGGAAUGAGUCCUUUACCUUCAAAUUAAAACCUUCAGAUAAAGACAGACGACUGUCCGUAGAAAUCUGGGACUGGGAUCGAACAACAAGGAAUGACUUCAUGGGAUCCCUUUCCUUUGGAGUUUCGGAGCUGAUGAAGAUGCCAGCCAGUGGAUGGUACAAGUUGCUCAACCAGGAAGAAGGUGAGUACUACAAUGUACCCAUUCCAGAAGGGGAUGAAGAAGGAAACAUGGAGCUCAGGCAGAAAUUCGAGAAAGCCAAGCUUGGCCCUGCUGGUAACAAAGUAAUCAGUCCUUCAGAAGACAGGAGACAGCCUUCCAACAACCUUGACAGAGUGAAACUCACCGACUUCAACUUCCUCAUGGUGCUGGGGAAGGGCAGUUUUGGGAAGGUGAUGCUCGCUGACAGGAAGGGAACAGAAGAGCUGUAUGCUAUCAAAAUCCUGAAGAAGGACGUGGUGAUUCAAGAUGACGACGUAGAGUGCACCAUGGUGGAAAAGCGAGUCCUGGCCCUGCUUGACAAGCCCCCGUUCCUGACGCAGUUACACUCCUGCUUCCAGACGGUGGAUCGACUGUACUUCGUCAUGGAAUACGUCAAUGGCGGAGACCUCAUGUACCACAUUCAGCAAGUAGGAAAAUUUAAGGAACCACAAGCAGUAUUCUAUGCGGCCGAGAUUUCCAUUGGAUUGUUCUUUCUUCAUAAAAGAGGAAUCAUUUAUAGGGAUCUGAAGUUAGAUAAUGUCAUGCUGGAUUCGGAAGGACACAUCAAGAUUGCUGACUUUGGGAUGUGCAAGGAACACAUGAUGGAUGGAGUCACGACCAGGACCUUCUGUGGGACUCCAGAUUACAUUGCCCCGGAGAUAAUCGCUUAUCAGCCAUAUGGGAAAUCCGUGGACUGGUGGGCCUAUGGCGUCCUAUUGUAUGAAAUGCUGGCCGGGCAGCCCCCAUUUGAUGGCGAAGAUGAAGAUGAACUGUUUCAGUCCAUAAUGGAGCACAACGUUUCUUAUCCCAAAUCAUUGUCCAAGGAGGCUGUUUCCAUCUGCAAAGGACUGAUGACCAAACACCCCGGCAAGCGUCUGGGCUGUGGGCCCGAGGGCGAGAGGGACGUGCGAGAACACGCCUUCUUCCGGAGGAUCGACUGGGAGAAACUGGAGAACAGGGAGAUCCAGCCACCAUUCAAGCCCAAAGUGUGUGGCAAAGGAGCAGAAAACUUCGACAAGUUCUUCACACGAGGGCAGCCCGUGUUAACGCCACCUGACCAGCUGGUCAUUGCUAACAUAGAUCAGUCUGAUUUUGAAGGGUUCUCGUAUGUCAACCCCCAGUUUUUGCACCCCAUCUUACAGAGCGCAGUAUGAAACUCAACAAGGAGAACAAACGCCUCCCCAUCCCCCAGCGCCCCUGUCCCCAGCCAUGGGAAAUGAUCCUUAACCCUAAAAUUUUAAGGCCACGGCCUUGUUUCUUGUUCCAGAUGGAGGCCUGAAAAUUGUAGGGUUAUUAGUCCAAAUGUGAUCAGCUGUUCAGGGUCUCUGUCUUACAACCAAGAACAUUAUCUUAGUGGAAGAUGAUAUAAUGUAUAGUGUCCAGUUAAAUGAUGUAGAGUCACAUCUGGCUGUAGGUUAACCCUUCCUCAAAAGCAGACAGACUUUUGCCCACUUUUUUGGUACGAUUUGAUAUAUUUUCCAUACCCUCUGUCGAUUUUCACCAUUGAGAUCCCUCAACCAGAAUGAUAAAGUGAACCUGCCCCAGUUCUGUGGGCUGGAGACAUCUCCCCCCCAAGACGUCUUUGGAAUGAAAGAACAGGGAGCCCAGAGAGUGAGCAAGGCGGGAUUGGGGGUGCGGGAGGCCCCUGCUUCUGUUCUCUGCCUUGGUGGAAACAGUCCCUAGAAUCCGAGAGGCCGGGAUGAAUCUAGUCCCACUGGCAAGUCAUUUGCAAGCUCACUGUUCCCAGACGUUGACAGUCGUAACACAAUCAUGGUCCAGCUGUUACCAGUUUAAAAAAAGAGAGAAAGAAAACCUCAGAUGAGUGUUCCGUGAAUCUGUCAUCUUGUACCCUACUUGGUUGAUAACUAUCUUGAUACUUGCAUUUCUUUUUAAGAGGCCAAAUCUUCUAAGGACUUUGCUAAACGAGCAUGUGAAAUCAUUUCAGAUCAAGGAAAAAACGGUGUGUAUGUGUGUUCAUUUUAAUCUCUGGGAGAUUAUUCUGCGAUCCAGGGUGCCAUCAGCGAUCAUGCCACUACUCACAAAUGUCAUUAGCCAACCCCUCCACACACCAAUAUUUUGCUACCUACUUCCUGAGAAGCUGAAGUGUACACCCGUCCCCUUUUGUACUUAUUUAUUUAACAGGCUGCAGUGUCAUUUAUGAGAGUACGAUGUACAGUAACUUAAGUGUUGACUCGAGCGUCUGUCCCUGUUGAGUGAUUUCCCUCCCAUCCCCAGCCCUUGUCAUCCAGUUAGGGAUGAAAACCAAUACGGUCUUAGUUCCCAUUUCCGGUUCAUUUCGAAUGACACACCUGGAGCUGUAGAAUCAGGAAACCUGGAUAACAUAUCAGCUCAAAGAUGUUUUAUUGCUAGAAGGAUUUUAAUAUGUUUUGCAAAUGCAUCAUGCAAUGAAUUUUGCAUGUUUAUAAUAAAUCUUAAUAACAAGUGAAUCUAUAUUAUUGAUGUAUCAAGUAUAGAGUAUAAUAAUUUUAUAAGACACAAUUGUGCUAUAUUUGUGAAAGCUCUUAUUUCUAACCUGCUUUUUCUGAUUAAGUUUUAGCUUAAUUCUUUGCUGCCGUGCUUCUUCUUCCCACACCCCACGCAUACCCUGCAUAUUGACACUGUAUCAGAUAUAUUAAUUUUUUAUCAUAGACCCAAUUUCAAAAAUGAAUGGUUACUUUACGUGAUCCAUUAGGCUUAUAUAUAUGUAUAUAAAUAUUUGAUUCCACCUGGAAACAAAAGUUUUGUUUUGGGGGAUUAUUUUCGAGAUGAGACUGUGUCUUAGCUUCUUAACACCAUCUUCUGUUCUGGUUCCUACACCACUCUUCCUCUUGGGGACCGCGAGAAGUGUCUGACUCCAGGAUGCCUGGUAUGUUUGUGCAGCUGUGGUGUCAUCACAGCCCCUGGGCUGGAAUUUGUUUUGUUCUUCCUUUCAGCCUUGUUGCUAUUAGUGGCUCGGGGUGGGAGGGACAGGAAGACGCCCUUACUGAUGUGUGUGCAUGGACACACCAGAAGCACACUGCCCGUCUUGCUGCCCCUGGACACCCCGCUGUUUGCUCCAGUGUGUACAGACUUCAUGAGAUGAACGGUCCGCAUCUCCUGGAACCACCGGCAGACUCCAGAGGCGGCACAUUUUCUUCCAGCCUUGACACAACUGGCCUUUCCAGUCUCGUGAGGAGCACUUCUGUGGGAUACCAUCCCACUGCAAGGUCCUCAGAGGAGCCAGACUUCUACAACAGAAGGAAAAUUCCCAAUGGAAGUAGCUAUCCGUCCUUACAGAGGACUGCUCUAUUCCCCCUGUUCCCCAAACGUGUCUCCCAGCUCAGCGCCUCCUCGUGUUUGCUCUCUGGCUGUCUGCCUGAAAUUCAUGUAGUGCACAGCCACGAAGAGUGUUUGAGGGGAGAGGCAUAGGCUGUCCCAGACGCCGUCGACUGGAGGAAGAGAGAGAGUGGCGAGUGGGUCAGGCUUCUCCAUCUUUUAUGGACUGUAGCCUUGCAGACUCAGAAGGGGCCCUAGUACAUGCGGAGCUGCGGUCCUGCUGGUCAGCGCACGUUUGGGCAACACUGCCUCCCCGGCGCACUUCAUUUGGUGUGACGGAAAAGGAACCAGUCUAUAGAAAGAGCCAGAGAGGCAAAAGGGCCAGUAACCCACCCUGCCCUAGAAUGGAGCUCCAGCAGGACUGCUUCGCAGCCAAGCCCCUGGAGGUGAAGAAAGUUCCAGAAAGGAACACAUGGGGUUGUGGACUGUUUGUUCCCGAGCCUCAUGCUGCCUGCUUGUGUUGAGCAAGCAGCAGGCUCAGGCUCUCCCUCAAAAAGCCAACACAUUUCCAAAUUAUUCAUAUUUCUCUAGGAAGCAUUCAACUUUUCAGCCAGCUUGUAUGCUUUCAGAAUAUGUGGCAAGGUUUUAAAAGAAAAUACUCUGACAGUGGAGCCCAGCACUCUGCCUCAGGCUCGAGGACAAACUUGGGGGGAAACAGUGAAGAUCAGGGCCUGGUGAGGUGUUACUGUAAUGUAGCCUGGUUUAUACGUUGCUCUGCACUGAAUUUAGAUGAAGGCUAAUGCUUUAAAGAGCUGAGCAGCCCAAGACAGUUAUUUCUGAAAAUAAAUCACGUGGGUAACCGUUAACAACUGUUAGCCGCAGGAUCGAUUUAUACAAUUCUCUGGCAUUGUCCCACUUCCUGGGCCUUGUGUAAAAUAGAACAGCGGGGAGGGGGCUGCCGUUCUAACUGCAGCAGCCCUGUUGGAGGCUGGAAGGAGGAGGACGCCUUGAAGGAUCAGGUCACUGGGGGGCACUCUAGGAAGUACCAGCCCCCGAGCACUGCCCCUAUCGCCAGGGCCUGUGGAGGUCUAGGCUGCCCGGCAGAAUCAAGCGCAAUCUGAUUCUCCACCAGACUCAUUGGUCCGUGACUCCAAAAGGCCAUUCAGAUUGGCUGGCAUUAUUUUCCCGUAGAAGGUGGCCACUGCUCAGUGGCAGAAGCUCGGUCUGAGGCUGCAGGCUGGCAGGCUGGCAGCCCUUCUCUUGGCAUCUUAUCUAAAGCCACUAGGUGCUUGGUUUGAAGGGAAGUAACUGGACUGUGCUGCCAAGUGCAACCCUCAGAGGUUAAUGGGAGGUUCACACAAGGCAAGAACUAAUUCAGAGGUCAGUACGAAACCCCAGGAACCGAAAUGAUUGCUCUUCAACACAUCUACUUCCCUUUCAUCCCCAUGACCUGGUACAAGUUAAAGCAGAAUCAGUCUGCCUUGGCUUAUGAGAUAUAUUAGGCUUUCUUAUUGGGAAUUUUGGUAGAAAAUCAGAGGGUUGAGAGCUCUGUGGAAACUUGACCUGAGACAGUCAUUGCAAGAUUAUUAAUGCAAGCCAGAAAACGAUUAGUGAGCAAGCACCUCUCUGAGCUCCCGUUCUUAGCAGGGCGUGGUGUCUUGCUGGAAUGAGGGUCUAGACCCCGAGAGAACCACUUGUUGAUGUUCUGAGAAGGGAGAGGUCAGUGGAGGCUGAAGUCAGCAAGGAGUUUAGAGAAGAGCAGGGUUUGAGUGCGUCCAGAAGGAUGCUUGCAGUGGGAGAAAGCAAGGAGGGAGAGGGCACCUUGGGAAGAAGCUGCUGCCAUUUUUAAUGGCUUUCCACUGGAGGUCAUUGGUGCAGGUGAAAGUCACCGUCUGCUGGUCCUUGAGAGCGAGUUUGUUGCCGGGGAUACAGUCUGUUCCUCCUCAAAAAAACAUCUCCCAAAUGCCAACAGCGUCCUCACCAGCUGCUAGAAUCCCCCUUCCCCUCCCUGUCUUGAGGUGGCUCACAAUUCCCUGGGCAGAGCCAAACUAUCCAGCGUACCCUGGAAGCCAGUAGGUUCCCAGCCACGUGUGGCCUCCUGCUGAGAAUUAUGGCAGCUGGGAAUAGAUGGAGAAGUUGCAAAAACAACUAACACUGCAGUUCCCACCUGAUUCCACUUAGCAGGAGACAUCUGAGUUUUUUGCUGGGAUUUGUUGGUACUGAAGAAGGGGGGAAAGUGAGAGUCUUAUGUCUUUAAAAGCCUCAGAAAGGCAACACCAUGUGACGGUCAUUUUCUCACUUUGGUCUUAUGAAGUCACCUAUUUCUUGUGUGUGUACAUCACACCAUUCUGUUUCUUUAACCCCAACAAGGGCAGGAAAGCCUGUUCCUCCACUGAGCAUGCUAAACAGUCACGACCAUGAAAUAGCCGCUGAGCCAGGGACCUAAAGGAUGAUGACCGUAAGGGUUACAGCAGCAGUGAAGGUGUGACAGUUACAGUGAAGGAAGAGGACACUCUGGUUAUUAGUGUCUAUGCACUAAUUUGACAAGGAGUGGUGGGAAAUAUUUUUAAAAGUCAUUUUCCUUGAGCUGCUUGGGACUGUAAACAUUUCUGUCAUUUCCCAUUUGGGCUGAUCCAUCAAAUCUAGGGAAUGUUACGUAUUUCUGCUAUUAGAAGAUACAGGAAAUUGGAAAAGGUUGCCUGAGUUAUUCAUGGAUGAAGGCAGUCGUCUAGAAACGAUGUCAACCACAAUUCUGUGAAUUCUCUAGUGUCGGGGACUUUGGGAGGGUUGAAAGUGUGAGCAACUAGGAUCCCUGUGCCGCUGAUCUGUGUGAUCAUGUGUCAGUUAAUAACCGCGUAGGCUGAACUCAGUCAUCAAACAGCGUUACACUGUCCCUACACUAUGGCCCACAACUUCCAAAGACUUUUUAUUAAACCUUAAGGAAGAAUUAGUUAAUUCCAAUAGAACAACUGAAUAUACUGGGCUAUUUGUACUUUUUUAUAGAGAACUUUAAUAACUCAGUUCUUUAAAAAUAAGUUUUUAAAAUAAGACUACUGAUGAUUUCAUAAGAUUCCAAUUGCACGGAGCCUGUAGGAGGACUCACCUGGGGUCAGCUAGAGCACCCCUGACCUGCACUCCCACUGCAGGAUUUUCCCAUGCCAGUGGAGUAUGGAGUCCACAUCAGAAUGACUUGACGUCCAGGUGGAACCUGUUGGCUGACUGAUGCCCUCUGUGUUUUUAAUAGACACUGGGGUUCAGAAACUUUCAGACCAUAGGAAAGAUGGUUUUAUUGUCCCUCUUCCAGAUGCAGCCCUAGGAUAGCAUUCCCAGGGGUCCCUGGGGCCCCUUUCCUUGCUCUGUGAGGCUCUGUGACCACCUUUGGCGUGGGGGGAGGGCACUUCCUCAGCUCUCUCUCCAGUCCCUGCGGGUCCCCAGGUCUCUCACAUUCAGUGAAAAUUCAGAGAUGCCCUACAAGGGUUUAGCCCACUGGGCAAUUCAGAAAUCCCUCAGUGUCCCCAACAAAGGAGGGGCGGCAGCAGGGGUGCCACUGGCGUCUGCUUCACAGUUCUCUCUCACGUGAGUAGACAGAACCCUACUUUUCAGAAAAUAAGUAUCAAGUCCACUUUAUAAGAACCUUUUUUUCUAAAAUAAGACGAAAGGUGGCUUUUCAUUUUCUGAUUAAACAACUGUGUCUCUGUCUCCUCUGCUUAACUUUAGGAGUAUUUUAUUCCUGUGAUUGUCUGUAGAUUUUUGUUGGUUCUCUUCCUGGAAGAAUGGGAUUCUUUUCUCUAGGGGAUUAGUGGAUUCUUCAAAAUCCUACAUGAAGGCAGUUAUUCUUUUAAGUCUAAAUGGUCUAAAAAUUCACCUCAUUUCUAUUAGGGUCUUUCAGAAUAUCUCUUAUAGAUGGUCAGAAACAUUUGAAAUCAUUGCUUUUGCUACAUGAUUUUUUUUUUAUGAAGGACAUGCCAUGUUUAAAUCAUUAAUUGAAAAACACCGUAUAAGACCCCAAAUUUGUGUGGAGGAGGAAGAGGAAGAGAUGGAGGUUAAGGUUUUUUCUUCUGUGUGAGCACCUCCUGACAAAUUGUAGACGCCAUUCAACUGUCAAAUAACGUUAGGUUUUUAGCGGGCGCGAUGGGCGUGUAAAUUACUGCAUUGCUUUCCUCACGGCGUAUAACCUCUAAUCUCUGUUUGCAUGAUAUGCUUUGUUAGAGACAUUAAUUGUAGUUUGGAAGCAAGUGUGUAUGAAUAAAGAUAACGAUCAUUCCUUAG
This is a messenger RNA of Diceros bicornis minor, 8652 nucleotides long. RefSeq names its product protein kinase C alpha (gene PRKCA). Gene Ontology annotation, molecular function: diacylglycerol-dependent serine/threonine kinase activity; ATP binding; zinc ion binding. Bases 264 to 2282 code for a protein of 672 amino acids. Gene Ontology annotation, biological process: protein phosphorylation. The transcript has 17 exons. Lineage: Eukaryota; Metazoa; Chordata; Mammalia; Perissodactyla; Rhinocerotidae. The record is from RefSeq and is a predicted model, not a curated record.